Molecule: messenger RNA, 1189 nt
Organism: Brachypodium distachyon (stiff brome)
Lineage: Eukaryota; Viridiplantae; Streptophyta; Magnoliopsida; Poales; Poaceae
Product: ran guanine nucleotide release factor
Exons: 7
Coding region: 256-864 (202 amino acids)
Biological process (GO): protein import into nucleus
Cellular component (GO): nucleus
Molecular function (GO): guanyl-nucleotide exchange factor activity; small GTPase binding
Source: RefSeq, a predicted model, not a curated record
UCGCCGCCGAGCGCCCCAGCGCCCUCGUUCGUCUUCCUCCUCGCGCAUGACUGGAUUCCAGACUUCCAGUAGCGCCAGCCGCCAGCGCCGCCGCCGGUUGGUACCCCCUUCGAUUCUCUCGCUCCCGAUCGUUUCUCCUCCCAGCACCCCACGGUCCGAUUCUGCACUUUAGCUCCCCGUUUCAUCUCCAAUCUGCUCCGAUUCGUAACAGAGGCAAAAAAUCAAGGUAGGGCGGCCCCUACCGAGUCCUCCGCCAUGGCCAGCGAGAGCAGCACGAGGCGGCUCCUGUUCGGCGGCGCCAUCUCCAGCACCUUCCCCGUCCGGUUCCAGGAUGUGAGCAACAUUCGCGAGGUUCCCGACCAUCAGGAAGUUUUCGUUGAUCCUUCCCGUGACGAGAGCCUCAUCUUCGAGCUGCUCGACCUCAAGGGCGAAGUGGAGGACGGCGGCAGCGCGCUCUGGUUCCUGCGCGACGUUGCCAACGAGCAAGAUGCGGGGGAUAGCAUGGUGGUCGAGCACUCUGGGACAGUUCAACUAGCUGGUCUGCGGGUUGGAGAAGCAUCUGUAGUGGCUGGAACUGCAAUUGGCAAGCUGGCGGUUUCAAAAGGGAGACAGGGCAGAGAAGCACAGAACAUUAUUCGAGUUUACUUGGCAAACAUACGUCUGAAGAAUGCAGCAACAGAUGUAGUUAUCACCGCAUAUGAGCCACUUUUAAUAAACCCGUUGAGUGAGAGCGCCCAGGAGGUUGCGGCUGGACCAGCAGUACCUGCAGAAGAAGCAGGAUGCUUACCGAUGUCUGAGGUCUUCAGACUUGCGGUGAUGAACUUUGAUGUCCAUGAUUGGAACCUUUUCAAUGGCAGUGCUUGAAACAGAGGUGGUGGUGAAUCAUUGUAGAGGCAUUUUUCGAAGAAAAUCUGUCGAUUUGCAGUAGCAUUUUCCGAAAGAUGAUAAUUAUGGUGGCAUAUAUCAAGUCAACCCAUUUUUUAUGGGCUUUUUAUUGAUAUGCCUCCAAAUCGUGCCGGGUUCCAUUAAGAGCAGCACAAUGGAACAGCUUUCUGUAGCUUAAAAGCACUGAACAAUCCCUUUAUGUCCGUAAAUGUCUCGCUGACAAUCCAUCUAAGCAUUCACUGAUACAAAACGUACCAUCACAUGAAACAUUGUAUGUGUUCCUUUCCAUUUCAUCUUUCUUGCA